Messenger RNA from Daphnia magna, 450 nucleotides. RefSeq lists its product as uncharacterized. The transcript has 4 exons. The record is from RefSeq and is a predicted model, not a curated record. Lineage: Eukaryota; Metazoa; Arthropoda; Branchiopoda; Diplostraca; Daphniidae. The coding region runs from base 1 to 450 and encodes 149 amino acids.
AUGAUAAUCCCUGAAACGCAACCUGAUGACUCGGAACCUAUGACAAUUUCCAUGGACCCAAUGGAACCCAAUUUGGGGGAAGUUGAGCCCAUGGAAACUGAAAAGGACGGUAACCUAGAUAUCGCGGGACUUCAAGAGGUAGCAUUUCAUUCUUGUCCAAUUAUUGAAAGUCGCUACCGUUUGUUGGCAAAUGUCGGUCCCAACAAAAACGGAACAGCCAUUCUCAUUAGACAUGGUUUAGACUAUUCUCGAUUACUUCUAGAACCCGACGGAAGGCUCAUAUCUAUUGACGUGAAUUGUUUCACGUUCAUUAAUAUCUAUGCCCCGUCAGAUAUCUGGAAAAAGCUAAAUAAAAUUGAACCGGGGCACACCUUUUACCAUCCCUCCUGUUCUUCUCGGCUUGAUAGGAUAUAUGCUAGCCGAUCUUUUGCAGAGAAUUUUGGAAAGUAA